CUCCAUCUAGUUCUAUUACAGUCCCGUCUGUAUUUUUGAUUCGGAGCUCGUUUUGGUUUUGUGAAUGCCCCAACGCGAUUAACAAAACAUCACCUAGCAUCAUGCACUAGCGGUGGCGGGCUAGUGAUCCACCGCACGUUCCUUGAAGAAUUCGGCCAUCGCCAAAAUGGCGACCUCCACGGUCCACCCUCACCCCGACCAGCUCCUCUCCGACUCGGACUCGGACUCCGACCACGCCGCCUCCGGCGCCCACCCGCUCCGCCACGUGGACCUCUCGGACUCCAUCUUCAAAUCCUACCUCCAGUUCACCGGCCACAGUGCGAGCACCGUCGACCUCUCGAAGAUCCAAUCAUUCCUCGCCUCCUCCUCCUCCGGCGCCCUGUCGUGCCUCAUCUGCCUCGAGCGCAUCAGGCCCUCCGACCCCACCUGGUCCUGCUCCUCCCUCUGCUUCUCCGUCUUCCACCUCCUCUGCAUCCAGUCCUGGGCCCGCCAGUCCCUGGAUUCCGCCGCAGCGCGCGCCGCCACUCGCCUUUCCAUCCCCGCCGACAAGGCCGCGGAGGCGGCCUCCUGGGCCUGCCCGAAAUGCAGGUGCGAGUACUCCAAGACCCAGAUCCCAAAAUCGUAUCUUUGUUACUGUGGCAAGGUAGAGAACCCGCCAGGUGAUGAUCCUUGGAUCUUGCCGCAUUCUUGUGGUGAGCUGUGUAAUCGGCCCUUGAGGCCCCUUUGUGGGCACUCUUGCUUGUUGCUUUGUCACCCUGGUCCGUGCCCCAGCUGCCCUCAGCUCGUUGAGGCCGAGUGCUUUUGUGGAUCAGCCCGGGAUGUCCGCCGUUGUGGGUUCAAGAACUUUUCCUGUAAGAAAAGGUGCAAUAAGUUGUUGGAUUGUGGCAUUCAUCAGUGUGGUGAAAUUUGUCAUGAGAGCGAUUGCCCGCCUUGUCGGAAGAGAAGCGUGUAUCAGUGCAGAUGCAGGAAGAGGGAGGAAGAGAGAGAUUGUUGCGAUAGAGAUUUUCAGUGCAAUGUGCCGUGCGAGAAAGCUCUUGGUUGUGGGAAGCAUGUGUGUAGCAAAGGGUGUCAUACUGGGGAAUGCGGUGAUUGCCAACUGCAAGGGAAAAGAACUUGCCCUUGCAGGAAGAGAGUGUAUGAAGGAAUGGCUUGCGAUGUCAAUGUGCCUUUGUGUGGCGCCACGUGUAACAAGAUGCUGAGCUGCGGUUAUCAUAGAUGCCCGGAACGGUGUCAUCGUGGACCUUGCAUUGAGACUUGUAGAAUUGUCAUUACCAAGUCAUGUAGGUGUGGAAGCUUGAAGAAAGAGGUUCCUUGCUAUCAAGAUUUGUCAUGUGAGAGGAAGUGUAUGAGGAUGAGAGACUGUGGACGUCAUGCAUGCAAGCGUCGUUGCUGUGAUGGGGAUUGCCCGCCAUGCUCGGAGAUAUGUGACAAGAGGCUUAGGUGCAAAAACCAUAAAUGUCCUUCCCCAUGUCACAGAGGUGCCUGUGCUCCUUGCCCAGUGAUGGUGACAAUUUCAUGCGCAUGCGGUGAAACACAGUUCGAGGUUCCCUGUGGUACUGAAAUGGAUCAGAAACCUCCUAGAUGCCGCAAACCUUGUUCUAUUGCGCCACUCUGUCGGCAUGCAUCAAUUUGCAAGCCACAUAAGUGCCACUAUGGAGCAUGCCCGCAAUGCAAGCUGAUUUGUGAAGAAGAGUAUCCAUGUGGUCAUAGGUGCAAACUGAGAUGCCAUGGCCCUAAACCUCCUCCUAAUCCAGAAUUCACAGUGAAACCGAAGAAGAAAAAGUUUGUUCGCCAGAGUGAAUAUACUCCUGGUUAUCCGUGCCCUCCUUGUCCUGAACUUGUCUGGAGAUCAUGUGUUGGACAGCAUGUAGGGGCAGAAAAGAUGAUGGUAUGCUCAGAGAGAACACUGUUCUCAUGUGAUAACUUAUGUGGGAAUCCUUUAUCCUGUGGCAAUCAUUAUUGCACUAAAACUUGCCAUGCCUUGAAGAGCCAAUCUUCAACUUCAUCUACGAUCAGAGGUGGUGAAUCUUGUGAAGAGUGUGCUCUCCCUUGUCAAAAGGAGAGGACACCCGAAUGUCCGCAUCCCUGUCCCUUCCCUUGCCAUCCUGGUGAAUGUCUACUGUGCAAAGUUCUUGUCAAGCGAUCAUGUCACUGUGGUUCCAUGGUGCAUGUUUUCGAAUGCACAUAUUACAACACCCUGUCAGGGGUAGAGCAAAUGGCUGUUCGAUCAUGUGGUGGACCCUGCCACAGAAAGUUGCCCAAUUGUACCCAUCUCUGCCCGGAGACGUGCCAUCCGGGUACAUGCCCAUCUCCUGAGAAAUGCGGCAAAAAGGUUACUGUUCGUUGUGAAUGCCAGACUUUGAAAAGGGAGUGGUCAUGUCACAAUGUCCAAGCAGCAUAUCGUGCUACUGGCGGUGAUCCAAAGGACAUAACGAAGAAUCAAUUCGGACAUGCGCUUCUUCCUUGCAACUCCGACUGCAAAAGCAGAGUACAAGUUGUUCAAUCAGACUUGCAACAACGUAAACCUAAAAUUUCAGAGAUCAAGGAGCCUGAUUCAGGGAAGUCUGCCCCAAAGCGUCGGAAGCGACGUGAAAGACUGCAAGAAACAAGAGAAACUUCAACUCUGCAGAGAAUUGGCAGCGCCAUGCGGUGGGUGCUUGUUUGUCUAGCCAUUGUGGUGGUUAUGAUCGCAGCGAGCUACUAUGGUUACAAAGGUCUAUUGAGGCUUUCUGAUUGGAUGAAUGAGAUCGAUAGGCAAAGACAACGAAGACAUCCUCGAAUCUAGUCGAAAUGUAUUUGCACAUACCAUUGUUUUCUUUCAUCUAUUUCAUAGGCAUAGACAGAUAAAGUUCUGCCCAGAAAUUCGCCGCCGGCUAGACAUGAAUAUAAACGCCAAAACACCAAUCAAACAUGUUCUAACUUGUGAUGAACGCUGAGAAAACCCAAUCCUGGAGACACUAGGCUGGUUAUAUUUAUACUAGUAUUGUGACGUCUCUCUCAUAAGGACCAAUAUAAGGUUAAUUUUUU
Messenger RNA from Rhodamnia argentea, 3027 nucleotides. RefSeq names its product NF-X1-type zinc finger protein NFXL2. Gene Ontology annotation, molecular function: DNA-binding transcription factor activity, RNA polymerase II-specific; zinc ion binding; RNA polymerase II transcription regulatory region sequence-specific DNA binding. The record is from RefSeq and is a predicted model, not a curated record. Gene Ontology annotation, biological process: regulation of DNA-templated transcription. Bases 167 to 2785 code for a protein of 872 amino acids. Gene Ontology annotation, cellular component: nucleus. The transcript is spliced from 13 exons. Lineage: Eukaryota; Viridiplantae; Streptophyta; Magnoliopsida; Myrtales; Myrtaceae.